AUACAUGAUCCGCUUCCUUCCCAAGAGACGAGUCGUUUCUUGUGAAUAGGCAUAGCAGCAGAGAGGUCUGUCUCAAAAGGACAUUGAGACCCCAGACGACGAUGGAGGGUGAUAUUGUGGUGUCUUGACAAGUGGUGGCGGUAGAUAUUCGGAUAUAUUACAUCAUCCCCGGACUGUCUUCUGUCCGUCCAUCUCGUUCAAAAGGUGAAUCGAGUCGUUGAUUCGAUUUUGAUCUCGCACAAGAAAGCCAAAAGACUUUUCAAACCUGCCACGUGUCGAGAUGGUUUGCGAAAUAUAUGAUACAUUAUGAGUACAACAAUGCAAAAACACACUUUUCUUUCUUUUCGUGGUGUUCCGGACCUCUUUGAGUGACAACGAAUAUUGACUAGGGAGUACACGCCAGUGGAUAUAUUCAUCAGUGACACGUCGACCCUUGUUUUUUGUUACUGACAAUGACCUCUACAGCGUAGGAGAUAACCACUCUUCAGUGAACAAAUUCAACCAACGCUGAUACUACAAAUCUCUUACCUCGCAUCUUGUUUUUUGGGUUUAUCAACAUCCUCAUCAUAAUACCACCUCACACCAAAAAUGACCGAUCGAAUCGUCAGGGUUACAAUUCAAGGCGCACUUCUAGCCGCAGCUUCCAAUGCCAUCGCCCAAGGCUUCACAGUUUACCGCGAACGAUCCUUCAACGCGCUCGAUUCCCUCACCUUUGUCCAGUUUAUCUUGUUCUCCAUUCUCAACACUCCUCCGAAUUACAUGUGGCAGUUGUGGUUGGAAGACAAUUUCCCGGCCAACCCCAAGAAGAAGCAGAAGAAGAAGAAGGUGAAGAGUGACGAUGCGAAACUGGAUGACGAGGAAGAGAAGAAACUGUCAAUAACAAACACAAUCAUCAAAUUCCUGUUGGAUCAGUCGGUCGGAGCCAUCUACAAUACUACAUUCUUCAUCACCGUCAUCAAUUUGUUGAAGGGCGCAACAUACACGCAGACCGUUGAAGCUCUGUCGAGGGAUUUUUGGCCAAUGAUUAUUGCAGGGUACAAGUUUUGGCCUCUGGUUUCGAUACUGAAUCUGUCUGUCGUACCUGUCGAACAGAGAAUGCUCGUCGGUGGGUUGGCGGGGUUGGCUUGGGGUGUUUAUGUCAGUCUCAUAGCAAUAUGAGGGUGACGUUCAUUUAUCAAGGGUGUUUUGGGUCAUCUGUGGGUUUUUCGAGCUGUGGUUAUCUAGGGAAAGAAGAAACAAGAUAGCCUGAUAGACUUGUUGGAUCUGCGAGAGUUUUGGGUGGUUGGUGCUGGGGGUGUUGGAUACUGGAUAAGUCAGGAAUGCGCGGUCAACAGUACGAUACGGAUCUUGACGACGACGACGACGAUGAUCAACGAAUGAAUAAAUAGAUACAGCAUAGAUGGAUAAAGGUUCUUGGCUAUUAACGAUAGAUAUUUCAUGCAUAGGUAGACCUCGAGUACUCGUGCAGGGGACGGAAAAAUGGUAACUUGGUGUAUCUCGAAGGAUGUAGGUGGGCAGAGGUUGAGAUUCGCGCAUGAUGCUCAAUAUCACAAAUUCUAACAAGCUUCAGUUACGAAGA
Molecule: messenger RNA, 1579 nt
Organism: Exophiala oligosperma
Lineage: Eukaryota; Fungi; Ascomycota; Eurotiomycetes; Chaetothyriales; Herpotrichiellaceae
Exons: 2
Coding region: 589-1158 (189 amino acids)
Cellular component (GO): cytoplasm; membrane
Source: RefSeq, a predicted model, not a curated record